CUAGGGGGAAGUUACUCAUCCUGGGCUCAGGUAAGAGGGCCAGGGUUGGGAGGCGGCACUCCCAGGGGGGGACGCCGAGAGAGCAGGACCGAGCCAUGGACCCGGGCAGGAGAGCGUGUACCCCAGCGGUGAUCUGCAUAACAGGCUGGCUGUUGCUGGUGCCACUGCUGCUUCGGGAAGGAGCGCAGGCCCUGGAGUGCUACAGCUGCGUGCAGAAAGCAGAUGACGGAUGCUCUCCGAAGAAAAUGAAGACGGUGAAGUGCGCACCGGGCGUGGAAGUCUGCACAGAGGCCGUAGGGGCGGUGGAGACAAUCCACGGGCAAUUCUCGAUGGCAGUACGGGGAUGUGGCUCCGGACUCCCCGGAAAGAAUGACCGCGGACUGGACCUUCACGGGCUUCUGGCCUUCAUCCAGCUGCAGCAAUGCUCCCAGGACCUCUGCAACACCAAGCUCAACCUCACCUCGCGAGCGCUCAACCCCGCAGGCAAUGAGAGUGCUUACGAGCCCAACGGCGCCGAGUGCUACAGCUGCGUGGGGCUGAGCCGUGAGGCGUGCCAGGGUAAGGCGCCACCUGUCGUAAACUGCUACAAUGCCAGCGACAGCUUCUACAAAGGUUGUUUCGAUGGAAACGUCACAUUGACGGCAGCCAAUGUGACUGUAUCCUUGCCCGUCCGCGGCUGCGUCAAGGACGAGCUCUGCACCCGCGAUGGGGUGACAGGUCCAGGGUUUAUGCUCAGCGGUUCCUGCUGCCAGGGAUCCCGCUGUAACUCCGACCUCCGCAAUAAGACCUACUUUGCUUCUCGAAUCCCUCCCCUUGUCCUUCUGACCCCUCCGCAGUCCACCACUCGGGCCCCGACCACCUCUGUCACCACGUCCACUGCAGCCCCAACCACCUCCUCCUCCACUACCAAACCCAGCCCCACGCCAGCCAGCCAGACUCCCCCGAAGGAGGCAGAACCCGAGGCAUCCCCGGAGGAGGGUUCCCACUUGGCUGGAGGUGCUGCUGGCCACCAGGACCGCAGUAAUGUGGGGCAGCACCCCUCAAAAGGUGGGGCCCAGGACUUCUCUAAUGACUCUGCAGCUCCCAUGGUCGGACUGGUGACUCUUCUGUUGGCUGUGGCUACUGGUGCCUUCCUGUGA
Molecule: messenger RNA, 1139 nt
Organism: Orycteropus afer afer
Lineage: Eukaryota; Metazoa; Chordata; Mammalia; Tubulidentata; Orycteropodidae
Gene: LYPD3
Product: LY6/PLAUR domain containing 3
Cellular component (GO): plasma membrane
Source: RefSeq, a predicted model, not a curated record